AGGUGAAAUCGGGUGACUCGGUGCUGGACCAGACAAACAUGCCUUAGAUGUGUUGCUGUGGGUGACGGUGACUGCUGAAAGAAAAGGCAGUCUGCGAAUGCAGAGAAGGCACUACAAACGUGUUUCCUGUAGGAGCAGAGAUUCCCAGAGCCAUAUUGUGUUGUGUGACUGGCUAAUCUAUGGAACUGGGUUGAAUGGAAGCCCAACCCCUCAAUUCGCCAAGCCCUCAACAGGAAGCAAACCCCUCAGAGGGAGAGCAGAUACGGUGGUCAAAUGAUUUAAGACGGAAAAGGAAGAAAAACCUAUGUUCUGCGAAGGGCAUGACAGAGAUGAGUCUAUCUGUUCCAGGGUACAUUCCCAGCUAUCUGGAGCAGGAUGAGCCGUGUGUGGUGUGUGGGGACAAGGCCACAGGCUACCACUACCGCUGCAUCACCUGUGAGGGCUGUAAGGGUUUCUUUAGAAGGACCAUUCAGAAGAGCCUUCACCCUUCCUACUUAUGCAAAUACAACGGCUGCUGUGUCAUUGACAAAACAACUCGCAACCAGUGCCAGCUGUGUCGCUUCAGGAAGUGCAUCUCUAUGGGAAUGGCCAUAGACUUGGUGUUGGAUGACUCCAAGCGUGUGGCUAAGAGGCGUUUGAUAGAGGAGAACAGGGAGAAGCGUAGGAGAGAGGAGAUGGUUAGAAUGCUGCAAAACAGACCAGAACCCACAGGCUCCGAAUGGGAACUCAUCAACGUGGUGACGGAGGCCCAUCGCCACACCAACGCACAGGGCUCCCACUGGAAACAGAAACGCAAGUUCUUGCCAGAAGACAUCGGCCAAUCCCCUGCAACGCCUGCCUCACACGCAGACAAAGUGGACCUGGAGGCCUUUGGUGAAUUCACCAAGAUUAUCACACCUGCCAUCACCCGUGUGGUUGACUUCGCCAAAAAAUUACCUAUGUUCUCUGAGCUGCCGUGUGAGGAUCAGAUCAUCCUCUUAAAAGGUUGCUGUAUGGAGAUCAUGUCCCUGAGAGCAGCUGUGCGUUAUGACCCGGAUAGCGAGACGCUGACGCUGAGCGGAGAGAUUGCGGUGAAGCGAGAGCAGCUGAAGAACGGAGGCCUGGGCGUGGUCUCUGACGCCAUCUUCGACCUGGGGAAGAGCCUGGCGCAGUUUAACCUGGACGACUCAGAGGUGGCGCUGCUACAGGCCGUACUGCUCAUGAGCUCAGAUCGCUCGGGCCUGACCUGCGUGGAGAAGAUCGAGAAAUGCCAGGAGAGGUUCCUGCUUGCGUUUGAACACUACAUCAACCAUCGCAAACACAACAUCUCACACUUCUGGCCCAAGUUGCUGAUGAAGGUGACGGACCUGCGGAUGAUUGGCGCCUGUCACGCCAGCCGUUUCCUGCACAUGAAGGUAGAGUGUCCCACCGAACUUUUCCCGCCACUCUUCCUGGAGGUCUUCGAGGACCAGGAUGUGUGAGCAGCAACCAAAGGAAGUCUGCUAUUUUGUUUUUUUGUUUGUUUGUUUUUGUUUUUGU
Chanos chanos (milkfish) is the source of this 1518-nucleotide messenger RNA. RefSeq names its product thyroid hormone receptor alpha-like. The transcript has 8 exons. Gene Ontology annotation, cellular component: RNA polymerase II transcription regulator complex. The coding region runs from base 195 to 1460 and encodes 421 amino acids. Gene Ontology annotation, biological process: thyroid hormone receptor signaling pathway; positive regulation of transcription by RNA polymerase II; retinoic acid receptor signaling pathway. NCBI's taxonomy places the organism in Eukaryota, Metazoa, Chordata, Actinopteri, Gonorynchiformes, Chanidae. Gene Ontology annotation, molecular function: zinc ion binding; RNA polymerase II cis-regulatory region sequence-specific DNA binding; nuclear receptor activity. The record is from RefSeq and is a predicted model, not a curated record.